AUGACAGCAAUUGCUUUGAAGGCACUGAAGAAUGCUCAUGAUGUUCACCUCUUCCACAUUGCCGCUUGUUUCUCAGCAAUAUGUUCACCGAGCAUGCCUAUGCCAACGGCUGUCACGGCCUGCCUUCAGCGUGCGCGUGGUACAACUCGGUCAGAAUUAGCAAAUGUUGCGGCUCAUCUUGCAGUUUCGCUUUUAAGCGAGAAGGAGAAGGAGGAGAUGUUGUCCUCUGUGUUUUCAGCUCUAGACAAGAUGAAUGUCACUGCCGGAGACUGCUGGUUGGCAAGCGCUUUUAUAACAUCCUGUCCUUUACCUAACGCAACUACUUUGUCAACCAUCAAGAAAUUAGUGAAUAUAGCAGAUGAAGGCUAUAACAAGCCCAACAGUGUGUUGGAGUCAGCUCUUGGCGCACUUGCCAAUAUACUACGUAGGAUUUUAUCACAAGAUGAGAAAUUUGCACUAACUUCUGACGAGCUCGGUCAUGUAUUAGCUGUUUGCGAAAAAAUAGCAGUCUCUAGAAAAGAUGCUGUAUCUACUAAAGCUCAUGAGGAAUCCACUCUAGCCAUAGGUUUUUGUGCAACGGCAAUGGACGAUGACCUCUAUGAGAAACUAACCUCAUCCCUGUAUUCAAUUGGAAAUGGCCCUCCACAGCCUGAGGUGCAGCUCGUGGUAGGAUCAGCUUUAUUCGAUGUCGCCUUGGGUCCAUAUUCGCCCUCACGUAGAAAUCUUUACUUAACAUCAGAAGACGACGUUAAGGUAUUUAUUAUCGGUUUUUGA
This is a messenger RNA of Strongylus vulgaris, 774 nucleotides long. Lineage: Eukaryota; Metazoa; Nematoda; Chromadorea; Rhabditida; Strongylidae. The record is from the annotation of a GenBank genome assembly.